Mercenaria mercenaria is the source of this 2693-nucleotide messenger RNA. RefSeq names its product alpha-tocopherol transfer protein-like. Gene Ontology annotation, molecular function: phosphatidylinositol bisphosphate binding. Bases 3 to 974 code for a protein of 323 amino acids. Gene Ontology annotation, cellular component: membrane. NCBI's taxonomy places the organism in Eukaryota, Metazoa, Mollusca, Bivalvia, Venerida, Veneridae. The transcript is spliced from 8 exons. The record is from RefSeq and is a predicted model, not a curated record.
AUAUGGCAUCUGAAAAAGAUGAUAUAAAGUUCGUGAGCAAGCUAGACGAGGAGAGUAAGAAGAAGGCGAAAAGGGAACUGAACGAGCUCAAUGACACAGAUAGAAUACUUGCUGUACAAUCGUUUAGACAGUGGAUAUUACAACAGAAAUGGCUGAAAACACCUACAGAUUUUGGGUUUCUGUUGAGAUUUUUGAGAGCCAGGAAGUUCAGUCAGUUGGAGGCCAGGAAGACGCUGGAGAACUACUGGACAUGUAAAACAAAUACCCCGGAGUGGUAUAGAGACGUGGAUCCUUCUGAACCAGCUAUAAAGGAAAUUCUUGAAACAGGAUUUUAUGUUAUACCUAAGCAGUUAGACAAGCAUGGUAGACGAGUCAUCAUUGAAAAUCUCGCAAAAUUGAAAUCAAAAGACGUGAAGAGGUGGACAGUUGACAACAUAUUCCGGACGAUAACGUUGAUAUGUGACUGGGUUAACAGAGACGAGAACGUACAAGUGAAUGGUAUCAUAGUAUUUAUAGACAAUACAGGCGUCACAAUGAACCAUAUGAUGACAUUAUGGAGUCCAGAAAACGGGAAAAAGAUCAUGCAGUUUUACCAGAAUGCCCUUCCAGCAAGAAUGAAAGGUCUCCACUUGUACAACGAGCCACAUUUUUUUGACGCAAUGUAUGCAUUGUUUUCACAUCUGAUGAAACAGAAAACAAAAGACAGGAUGUUUUUACACGGGAAUUCUUUAACAAAGGUGUACGAUGAGAUAGGUAUGUCUGUGUUACCUGACGAGUAUCUGCCUGACGAUUACGAGGGACCAAGGGUUGGGACAUGUGACGAAGUUACUGCUGAAAUGAUAAAAGACCUGAACAGCCCUGAAUUCAAGGAAUAUAUCAAAGAUCUGUCUAGUGAAAAAUACAAAGUGGACUUCAAAGAAAGAAAACAGGACGAUGCCCCUGUUGCAUCUUUCAGAAAACUUAAUGUGGAUUGAAUCACUUAAUGUGGAUUGAAACGCGUAAUGUGUAAUGAAACAGUUAAUGAGGGAGAUUGAAGCACUGACUGUUAACUAUUAAGUUGUGCAAUUUUCUCUCAAAGAGGAACAAUGUUUAAGCGAUUCGACUUGCCAGAAAAUUUCAUUUAAUCACGUGUUUUUAAAUAUAUCAUUUAUAUCCUAAUAUGAGAGUGACUGAAUAUAAAUUGUACUGUAGAACCAUUAUUUUUCCUGGAUUUGUUUCAUGGAAGUAUAAAUUGAAACAAAGAAAGCUAAAAAAGAUCAAAUUCAACAGUUCUUUUAUCAAAAAUAUCCGUUACAUGCAUAGUGACACCAACUUUUUUCUUUCCAUUCUUAAGGGUUUGGGGUGUCAUUAAAGCAAUUUUAGAAAUGCUUGAACAGUAGAAAAAGAAAAUUCCGUAUUAGAUAAAAGCGAAUCCGUUAACCUUUAUACUUUUUUUUGUCAUUACUUCAUAAGUACUCGAUGCUUGUUUUCGAGAAUGUGGAUAAAAUAAUAGAGAAAACACUUUUUAUGUUUCAAAUUUCGUUUCUUAACCGACAGUUAAUCCCUGUACUAUGGAUGUUUUAUACUUCAUGUCAUAUAAACAUUACAAUCAACUCCAAAAAGUCUGAUGACUCCUGAAUUUUACUUUCAGUGGCAGAAGAUUAUUCUAACAUGAAAGAUUUAUUCUUCAGCCAAAAAAAAAAAAUAAAUCGAGGCACUCCAAAUCUUUUCGGCAAAGUCAAAUCAAACUAAUAAUGAAAUAUACAAAAUAUACGACAAUGAUGUAGCCGAUGUAAGUUCAAAUACCCAUCAAGGUCUCACGAGAGCCAAUUCCAUCCAAGUCAUUGCGGAAGAGAACGUUGUCAGAAACAUACAGAAGGUUAUACAGUUUCCUAAUAGUGGAAAUGCACACUUCAGGACUGGAUAUUCGGUCUUUCUUACACAUAUUCCGAAUGUAUGUUUCGCCUAUACUUUUGUUUGGUCUGGAAAUCAUCCUUACACAGACAAAAUUACUUGAUAAGUUAGAACUGUUUCAGAAGAAAAGUCUCAAACAGCUUUUUGCCUUACCGUAGAAUACAGCGAACGCAGCAGUCUACAUUUUGACCGGUUUUCUACCUAUGGAAUCAUUAGCGAGCAUUAAUACUUUCCAAUAACAUUAUGUUUGCAAGACGAUAAUUCCGUCGAAAAGCGACUGGCUAGAAGACAACUACUUGACCAAUAUCCAGAGAGUAAUAGCUGGUUUAUUGAAUUGUCCAAGAUCUUAUGUCUGUAUGAUUUGGGUGAUCCAUAAGAACUUCUAGUCAACCUAGUUGACUCAAUAGGUAGAGCACUGGUCUACGGAUCGCGGGAUAUUGAGUUCGAUCCUCGGGCAGGGCAUAUGUUCUCCGUGACUAUUUGAUAAAUGACAUUGUGUCUGAAGUUAUACAGAAACUCUGUGAUCUAGAAUCAAGUUGUAAAAAACUAGUGUCCAGACUUCAUUCGGAAAGAUAUAGACAUUUAAAUUUGAAGAAUAAGUUUGUAUCAACAUCAACAGUUCGGCAUAGGACUACACCCUAAUUCUCAUAACAUUUAAAGACUUAUAAAUCAAGCACAUUACGAACUCAGAGUAGAAAGUUAAACAGUGUUCUUAGUAUAAAUUUAUACAUCAGUGUAAAUAAGGUAUGACGGUAUUAAAAACAUUUCGUCUUUGAGUCAUAUUAAAUUGUCAUAGUCUA